GAAGUAUGCAGCCCCUCCCGUAUCCGGGGGUGGGGGCAGGCUCAUGCGCAAAGCUGACUCCAGACUCCCUCGGCCUGGGAAUGUCUGUUUCCAGUGCACUUUAUCGGAAUUUCAGGCAGGAUGUUCCCAGGGAAGUCCUAGUCCAGGGAGGGAACUGUUUGGAGAAGAAAGACUAAACAACAGCAGGGAGAGGAAGGGUUCUUUUCCAAGUUUCGAUGCAGGAAGGUUAGGAAAAGGCGAGCAGACAAAGGGAGGGGGGGACACAGCAUGGAAGGAGCGGUGUCUGCACUCGACAAGACCGCCACUGAGCUCUCGGUGAUGGACGUCUACGACAUUGCGGCGGUGGUCGGACAGGAAUUUGAGCGCAUCAUCGACGUAUUCGGCUGCGAGGCGAUCGCCAAACUGAUGCCGAAAGUGGUGCGGGUUCUGGAGAUGCUCGAGGUGUUGGUGAGCCGCAACAACAUGAACCCAGAGAUUGACGAACUGCGCCUGGAGUUGGACCGGCUGAGGGUGGAGAGGAUGGACCGCAUCGAGAAGGAGAGGAAACACCAGCAGGAGCUCGUGCUGGUCGAGGAUGUGUGGAGAGGGGAGGCUCAGGAUUUACUCACUCAGAUCGCAAAACUUCAAGAGGAAAACAAACAGCUGACGAUGAACCUUUCUCACAAAGAUAUAAGCCUGACUGAAGAAGAAAUCCUGAAACAGGAAGCUGGGAUGUCAGAAAGAGAAUGGCAAGUGAUGAAGAAGCUAAAGGAAGUGGUUGAUAAACAGCGGGAUGAGCUCAGAGCUAAAGACCGAGAAUUAACUCUCAAAAACGAAGAUGUUGAAGCCUUACAGCUGCAGCAGAACAGGCUGAUGAAGAUAAACCAUGAGCUACGACACAAGGUGACAGUGAUCGAUGCACAGGGGAAAGGGUUGAUUGAGCAGAAGGUGGAGCUUGAAACCACUUUGCAGACCAAAGAACAGGAAAUGGGAAACAUGAGAAUGGAAAUUGGGAAGCUGAGGGAGAAAUUUCAUGGACAGCCCACACAAAAUGGAGAUGACCAAUUGAAGGUACAGCAGCUUGCUUUCUUCCCGAACAUUGAGGAAUGUGAAAGGGAGUAUUUCAUGACAGAGCCUGACAGUGAAGAAGACUUUCAAUCUGAUAAGGCGCUUUUAGAUUUAAAUGACCCUAACCGACCUCGCUUCACAUUACAAGAGCUGAGGGAUGUCCUUCACGAAAGGAAUGAGCUGAAGGCCAAGGUGUUCCUCCUUCAGGAAGAGAUGGCUUAUUACAAAAGUGAAGAAUUGGAGGAAGACAACGGGCCCUCAAACCCCCCUCCAACCCCACAAUUACAGCCAAAGCCAGCAACCCAGCCAGAAUCUGGUAUCAGACGACUGUUUAAUUUAUUUUCACGAGACAAGCGAGCAGAAACGCGUCAUCGAUUGCAGGGAUAUCAAGGAGUUUGGGGAAUUUCAGAGCACGAUGGGAUUGUCACAGAGCAAGGACAAGAAGCAUUACAACAUCUAUAACUGCAGCCCCUGGAUACAUCCCUGGGUUUAGGAAUCUGGACAGCUGGCAUCUUGCAUUUAAAUAAUGAGAAUAAUUGGAAAUGGACUUUUCUUGCCUAUUUAGCAUUGAAAGUCUGAGUACAGGUUAACAGUUAAUGGGCUGCUAGAGUUGGACUGACUACCGUGGUGAACUGUUGUAUUCUAAUCACUAACCUUAUUUUUGGAAAGGUAAAUUUGUGAUGACCUCACAGUAUCAUUGUAGUAAUAGUAUUGGUGUUUCUUGUGAAUGCAGAACCUGCAAUGUUAUACACUAAACCAAAAGGUAUUUAUCUGCGGAUUAUACAGCUGCUGUGCUCUUAACUCUCUCAAAGAAGGCAAUUCUAAUGCUUGCUUUCUGCAGUAUCAUACAGUCUAUUUCCCAAGUAUGUGUGGCCUCAAACUACUAACUGACAGCAUUGGAGUCCAGAGAAGGAGAACUAAAAGCACGUUUUCGAAUCUCAGAUUAGAAGAGACAGGUUUUUAAUUUGAAGCUGAGUUUCUGGCAGUUAUUUCUGUGUUGUGUAUCACUCCACCCAGCAGUGACCUGGAUCCAGAUGUAAGAAGUUAUAUUUCUUUUUGCAUAAAAAGGACCUUCAUCUCAACAUUAAGCUUAUGCUGCACAUUUCUGAUUGCAGCUCACCUCCAUACUGUUCAGGUCUUUGACUGAGGAAAGUAAACUGGAAUGUGUCAAUCUUUGUUAUAAUUCCUCAGAGAAAAAAGCAAUCCUGUUUUGAGUGGAGAGACAAACAGAGUUAACAAACUUUAACCGAUUAAUAAUCUUUCAUCAAGAUCUGUUCUGAUGCAAGAUGCAUUUUUGAAAACUUGCUUAUCUGGACAUCAGUUACCCUUUGAAGAUAAUAUAUCGAACACACCAAUGCAACAUGGUUAUAGUUGGAGUUGUUAGGAUCACCUUAGCACUCAAAGCUGUUAGAUCUGUCAAAGUGCCUAUGAUUCAGAUUACUUAAAGCAUGACAAAAGGUACUCGAAGCAACUACUAGGUUAAAGUUUGUUUUUCAUUUCAGUCACAAUUACAUCUCUAUAUUUCUCCAACUUGGAAAAAUUGAAUAUUUAUUAAAUUCAUUGCAGUAUUUUAUAUUGUAGUGACUUCUUCCUGCCGAUAUUGGUGCUGUAGCAUCACCACUGGUUGGGAGUGUCCUUAAAGCCUUAUGUUUACAUGGAUAAUUUUCACUUAAAAUGUGUUGAUCCUGUAAUUUCCAUUAUUGAAGAUGAUUGCAUACAGAUCUAAGACUUAUACCAUCUAUUUAACUGAAAUGUAGUUUCAAGUCACAUUUGUGUUCGUCUGCAAAUUUACAGCUGAUCAUGCAAAUGAUAAAUUAUAAGUGAUUCACUGGUAAAUAACUAGCAGGAAUGCCUUGUGACCUUGGAAUUGUCUUGAGCCGUGAAGGAGAUUCUUCGCAAUGUCCUGACACCAUUCACAUUAAAACUGCAGUUGUUGAACCCUGAGCUGUUCAUGAGGGCCAACAAGAUUUGAACAAAGAAUUUGCUUAUUGUAAGUUGUUUGCUGGUAAGGAACUUGAUAAUUGCUAAAAAAGAUACAUUUUGUCAAAUCCUUUCACCUUACACUCAUUAUUUGUAAGAAUACAAACUCCACAGAAAACCAUCAUUUAUAUUGCAAGAGAAACAAGUGCUGAUUGCUUGGCAAAUGGACGCUGGUACAGGUGUUGCCUUGGGAAGUGCACGGAUUAAUAACUGUUGUCAAUUUAACUGCCAGGUUUUGACACAAUUUUUUUUGUAUAAGCAAUACGGAAGUCAUUGUGAAGUUAGGACACUGACCCAUUCACUGUGUCCUAAUCUGUACUGAAUAUGAAAGUGAUGGAAGAAAGUUUCUACUCUGUUAUUGUACAUUUUGAAAUAGUCUAGAAACAAAUUUCAGGCUCUAAUGAAAUGUACACUUCAGUGGGAUAGACUGCAGAUUCAUUUUUGUAAAUGUAGGUUUUGAUUUUGUGCCUUUAAUAUUUCUCUAAUGUAGAUGCUACAUGGCAACACUCCAAUGUGCAAAUACCUUUUGUUUUGCCAAAGUAAUUGUGAAGUAUUAAUUGCAGAGUGGCUGCUGAUUAAAGUACAUUCUAAUCUUUUCAGCUGAUAGGCAUCUACUGUGUAUCUAUCUACAAUAAAAGCAUAGUGUUUAUGGACA
This is a messenger RNA of Hemiscyllium ocellatum (epaulette shark), 3682 nucleotides long. RefSeq names its product Rab interacting lysosomal protein-like 1 (gene rilpl1). Lineage: Eukaryota; Metazoa; Chordata; Chondrichthyes; Orectolobiformes; Hemiscylliidae. The transcript has 8 exons. Gene Ontology annotation, biological process: cilium assembly. Gene Ontology annotation, molecular function: protein dimerization activity. Bases 268 to 1509 code for a protein of 413 amino acids. Gene Ontology annotation, cellular component: cytoplasm; ciliary basal body. The record is from RefSeq and is a predicted model, not a curated record.